Varanus komodoensis (Komodo dragon) is the source of this 4172-nucleotide messenger RNA. RefSeq names its product caspase 3 (gene CASP3). Lineage: Eukaryota; Metazoa; Chordata; Lepidosauria; Squamata; Varanidae. Gene Ontology annotation, cellular component: cytoplasm. The transcript is spliced from 7 exons. Gene Ontology annotation, biological process: neuron differentiation; erythrocyte differentiation; positive regulation of apoptotic process. The record is from RefSeq and is a predicted model, not a curated record. The coding region runs from base 734 to 1582 and encodes 282 amino acids.
CUGUGACUGGCCCAAUGUCAGCCAGUUGGCUCCAUGGCUGAGCGGGGACUAGAACAAGAUCGCCUGGUUGCACUCUUAACUGUUAUCCUGUACUGUCUUUCUGCUUAACAAAACAUUCAAGAUCUUGCUGUAACUGGAUACAGGAAGUUAUUGGUGAGGUAGUGGUUUAAAAAACAUACAUUGCAGAUACCCAUUAGAUACCCAUUACUGUGCAAGCUUCUGGAGGAAAUAACACUUAGUAGCAUUUUGCAAGAGUGACAGAAUCUAGUUGUCUUUGUGUCUACCAAAACAUGUAAAGGCGGCUAAGGAUGCACUCCUGGCUUGGGCAUGUUAGGUACUUUUUUUUCUGUCUAAACUUGCUUAGGAUUGCCAUCUUAAUAGAUGAAGCUACAUCCUGAGACGAAAGACAUUUUGCUGGUUUCACAGAAACACUUCUGGCCUCCCAAUGUUCCAGGGGCUGCAGUGAGCGGGAUUUGUUCUGUCAGCUGUUCCCUUCUGCUGGUGGGACAAGACAUUGGUUUCAGCUCUGUAUCAUUCUCACAUUUACAGUGCUCUGCUGAAAAACUGAAGACUUUGAGAAUGAAUUUGUCCAUUAUCAAAGGAAACAUGAUAUCUAACUACUUUUAAUAUUGCUGAUACAGAGUGGUGGAACUGAAAAAAGACAUUGGUUCAACUUUGCAGAAAGCACUCUCAGAAACAACACCUUCAAUUUUCUUUACCAAAAGAAAUAACUAUGGCAGAUACAAAGCAUAUUCCGAAAUCGCCACAAACUGUGCCUGAUGCAAAAACCCUGUCUACUUCUGAAGGGAAGAACAUACCUGUUAGCAAAUCUGUGGAUUCUGUGAUACAGGCAGAUGAGAGUUACAGAAUGGACUUUCCAGAAAGGGGGGUUUGUGUUUUGGUGAACAAUAAAAACUUCCAUCCAGCUACUGGGAUGGCACAUCGAUCUGGCACAGAUGCAGAUGCUGCACGCAUCAUAGACACUUUCAGGACCUUGGGAUAUACUGUCAAGCCUUAUAACGAUCUUUCAUGUAAACAGAUUAUUGAUGUUAUGCAAAAUGUCGCCAGGGAUGACCACAGCAAGAGAAGCAGUUUUGCUUGCGUCUUGUUAAGCCAUGGAGAGGAUGGACUGAUCUAUGGUACAGAUGGUCCUCUAGAACUGAAAAUGUUAACAAGUAUCUUCAGAGGAGACAGAUGCAAGACCUUGGCAGGAAAGCCGAAGCUCUUUUUUAUUCAGGCUUGCAGAGGAACAGAACUUGACUCUGGUAUUGAAACAGACAGCAGCCCAGAUGAAAACAUGUGUCAGAAAAUACCUGUAGAAGCAGAUUUCUUGUAUGCUUAUUCUACGGCUCCUGGCUAUUAUUCUUGGAGAAACUCAUCAGAUGGAUCUUGGUUUAUACAGUCACUUUGCAUAAUGCUGAAACAACAUGCUAAAAAACUUGAACUUAUGCAGAUCCUCACACGUGUGAAUCGCAAGGUUGCAGAAUUCAGUUCAUAUUCGAACCAGCCAGGCUUCCAUGGAAAAAAGCAGAUCCCCUGUAUCGUGUCUAUGCUCACAAAAGAUUUUUACUUUUCACACUAAAGAUUCCUGUGAAAAGCUUAAGGUUUUCACACUGAAAGCAUGAAAGCUAGCAGCAGUAGCUAGCAUUGAUACCAUUUUAACUCUGAACUAGGUAUCAGUCUCUUGUGUCUAGGUUGCAGAUCUGCAAAGAUAUUUUUUUUUUAUGACUAGGACAGUAGGAUUAAUAUCUAUUGCAGAUACUCUGAUUUGGUAAUGGAAAUAUAUGUAGAAUUAUGGAAAUUAUCUAACUCCUUGGUAAAAAAGAUGAAAGAGCCAGAUCAAAUAAUCUACUACUGCUAGAGUAAAUAUAGGAGACCAUGAAGAGCAAUAAAAAUAUAAUAUUUUCAGGAUAAUUUUGAUAACAUUGCUGCAGCCAAAUCCUAAAUGUACUUACUUGGACAUAAUCUAUGUUGAUUUCAAUGGGAACUUUUCUCCAAGUCAAUGUAGUUAGGACUUCUAUCUGUACAUGAAUACAAUUUUUUAAAAUGGCAUGACGGCUAAGCUAUUAGCUUUCUUACACAAUUGUGUUUCAAAGUUCAGAGAUACUUGUGUGUCUUAAGUUUGCUCGUGAAUAGAAAUGGCUAAGCAAAAUGCUUCUAGGCCUUGCUAAAGCAUUUAAGCCACUUUAGAAUAUAUUUAUGGUGUGGAUAUUUUUAAGUUAAAGAUUCACCUCACAUCUUAGAUGACAAACGGUGCUUGGGUUAAGAUUUUAAUUCACCAUUCAAUUUAGAUUUUGGCAUUAUGCAUGUGGUAAUUUUGUGCAUUGACUGUAAAUUUAAUCCACUCCUAAAUAUACCUGGUAGCUAGUAGAUGCAUGUAAAAAAUGUAUGUCCCAUUUCCUAACUUUAACUUUUUACAAAAUACAAAACAUACUUAAAAAUAUAGUAGAAGUAGUUAUAUAAAAAUGUUCACCUACAAAUUGGAUUAAAAGAUUCUUCAUCCCCUUCAAGCAUGCUGAAAAAUGAUCUUCAGGAUAUGUGUGUCAAACAAAAUGAUCUGCAGUCUUCCACACACCUAAACUCAUGUUUGGAGAUAGUCUUGUAGGCCAUCCCCUUCUCAGUGUGUAAAAUCCAUAGCUAGAGUGUUUCUAAUAGCUGCCCAGCUUCUGCUUUAGGACUUCAUUGAGGGAGGUAAAUUAUUCCCAUCAUUGCCAUUUUAAGUUUCUAUAGUGUGCAACUGCAAUCUACCCUCUUGCACAUCGUAUAAGACAGUAUUUCAGCAUGUUGAGAACCUUCAUGUCCCCCUCAAAAAUCUUCAUGUGACCAGUCUCUUGACCAUUUAUUCAUAGAACAUGCUCUUUGGUGCUCUCCUAUUUACUUUAUUCCUGCUUGUCUAAAUCCUUCUUGAAAUGCAGCUCCUAUAGGACAUAAUAUAGGAAAUGAAAUGUGGAAUACAGUGGAACUAAACGUGAUGAGUUCGUUAUGGUUUUCCAAACAGGUAUGACUCCAUCUGAUGGAAUUAUCACAGUCAGAUGGAACUUAAAGUUUUUUGCUUAAUUUAAGAUAAGUACAUGUGCAACAUUCCUACAGUCCACUAAGUAACCUGAUGAGAGAAGUAAAUCAAAUUAACCUGGCAAGAUUUAUCUUAGAAAUCCAUUCUGGUUUCUGCUAUUAACUGCAUUAUCUAGGUGUUUACAAAUUGACUCCUUAAUAAUGUUUUUCCAGGUGAAAUUGAGGUUACUAAGCUCCGACUUUUUGGAUGUUCUUUCCCCCCAGCAUUAGACUACUUCUUUAUCUCCAGUCCUGUGACUUACUCAUUCUCCAAGGGUUCCCAGAGAGUAUAGAAAUGAUCACUUCUUGCUUCCAUAGAAAUCUGUAAUUUGUUCCAGGAAAGUAUCAACCACAUCAGCAUCUUGGUGUAGCAGCCUCUAAUACCCCAACCAUAAUGUUUCUCCAUUUAUUUUUACCCAGGUGUCCCCCAUAGGACUGACAUGUUCACUCUUGAACUUCUGUACAAUUGUACACAUUUAACAUAGUGCUAGCCCCCCUGCUUGCUUUGAACUCCCAUGGAUUUCAAACAGAAUCACAGUAUGAGCAAAAUAAUGUUGCAGUUACAACUAAAAGUGUGUGUGUUGGUGGACAGGUUCUCUUAAGUACAACUGAGUGCUUCUUUGAGUUGUAACCUUUCAUCUUGAUCUUGGUUGAGGACAGUGUGCUGGGCUAGGUUCUAUAAAACAAUAAAUGGUGGAUGGACCUUUCAGUAGCCCCAUUACUGAUGUUUGGUUGGCUUAACACUUAUGUGAUACUUUGCUUCUGAAAUUGGCUACAUGAACUGUUAGAUGCACUCUGGCCGGAACUCUUACCAUCAACAGUUGGCAUCUUAAAAAGUAAGUGUCACAGUGUGAUUUCAACUGGCAUAAUUUGUGUAUUUUUGAACUUAGGAUCAGCUAAAGAUAUCAUUUAAAUAUAUAGAAAACUCAGGAGCUGACUGCAUCAGGUGUUUGCAGACACAAAUCUUUUUUAAAGAAGUUUACAAUGUACAGAAUAGUAAUAUCAGAAGCCUGACUAUCAUUUCAGUGAAACUCAUUCAGGAAUGUAACUUAUUAAAUAUUUAUGUUUGACUGUUAAUGUUCACAUGAGAUUCAAUAAAUCAUGCACACUGUUUAAUUAGC